Colletotrichum chrysophilum is the source of this 513-nucleotide messenger RNA. RefSeq lists its product as uncharacterized. The record is from RefSeq and is a predicted model, not a curated record. The transcript has a single exon. Lineage: Eukaryota; Fungi; Ascomycota; Sordariomycetes; Glomerellales; Glomerellaceae. The coding region runs from base 1 to 513 and encodes 170 amino acids.
AUGGCGCCAGUAACACCAGCUUUCAACGGCCUCGCCGGCCUCAUCCCCCGCGCGGCAUCCUCGGAAGAAAACCCGACGAGAACCUUCGACGCCCGCCAGGUCGUCGUCACCAUCACAUCCACCCCGGAGACAACCGCGGAGAGCGCAUCAAACAACAACCUCAGCGGCGGCGCCAUCGCCGGCAUCGUCAUCGGCUCCAUCGCGGGCUUCCUCAUUCUCCUGUGGAUCCUCAAAUCCUGCGGCCUCUGGAAAAGGCCAAACUCGUGGGGUGAGCCGGACGAAUACGACCGCAAAUAUGACCGCAAGUACCGCGGCAGGUCUCCCGGCGCACGCCAUCACAGGAGGCGCCAGCACCGCUACCACCACGAGACGUCUCGUUCGCGCCGACCUUCGUACGAGGUCGAAGAGGUCCGCUACGCGCAGCCUGUUGUGUACGAGAAGAGGCGGCCGAGCGCUUCACCAAGGCCGCCGGCUGCAGUAUACCGAUCCAGUCGCAGCAGGACCAGGUAUUAG